AUGGCGUACUACAACCAAGGCUACCAGCCUCAGCCCAGCUCGACGCCUUCCAAUGCAGCCAACCUCCAAUUCUACUCUUCCUCAUACGGCCAAGGUGUAAGCGGCCACACUACCCCUUCGCAAGCAGCUUAUGGUAGUUAUCCUGCUGCUCCUGCUUCAAACGCAUACCCUGCAUAUGGAUCAGGUGCUCCUGCAAGCUUUGGCGCGCCGCCUGUGUCAGGACGCAUGGGAGAGCAGGGUGGAUUGAGGACUGGUUGGAUUGCUGCUUUUUCAACUGAAGGUUACGAGGGAGAACCUGGACUUAUGGAAGAGUUAGGUGUGAAUUUUGGACACAUAAAAACGAAGACACAAGCAGUUCUCAACCCCCUCUCUCGACCCUCCCCACAUAUCAUGGACGAUUCUGACCUCUGGGGUGCCCUCAUCUAUGUCUGCUCUUACGGAGCUUUCCUUGCUUUAUCCGGAAAAUUCGCCUGGGGCUACAUCUAUGGCAUAGCUCUUUUCGGCAGCAUAGCACUACACUGGAUCUUCGCCCUCAUGACUCCGCCAAUAGACCCAAGUGAGCAACAGCAAGAUCAAUAUCAGCAAUCACAAGGUCUACGAGACCAUGCCGACAGGUCUGGGUCUUUCUCCGCAACCCUGACAUACAGCCGCAGCGCAAGUGUGCUCGGGUACUGUUUCCUGCCUCUGAGUCUCAUCGCUCUGUUUGGUGUCCUGUUGCCAAUGGAUUCGUUUUGGGGCUACUGUUUGACUGCCGCUGCCGUUGGCUGGUGCACGUACAGCAGUAGUGGUAUGUUUGUAUCCGUUGGUAGAAUGAGUGGGAUGAGAGGCUUGGUAGCAUAUCCACUUGCCUUGUUCUACUGUGGGUUCGGUAUUAUGGGUAUCUUCUCCAGUCGAGGCAUAGGACCGCUUGAGGGUAAGCUAGGCUGA
This is a messenger RNA of Lithohypha guttulata, 927 nucleotides long. RefSeq lists its product as uncharacterized. Gene Ontology annotation, cellular component: trans-Golgi network. The record is from RefSeq and is a predicted model, not a curated record. Bases 1 to 927 code for a protein of 308 amino acids. NCBI's taxonomy places the organism in Eukaryota, Fungi, Ascomycota, Eurotiomycetes, Chaetothyriales, Trichomeriaceae. The transcript has 2 exons. Gene Ontology annotation, biological process: vesicle fusion with Golgi apparatus; endoplasmic reticulum to Golgi vesicle-mediated transport.